AUGUCGGCCGAAGGAGCGAAGAAAAUCAUUGCAGAGGUUUCCGGUCAUGAUGUUGAUCAGUUGGUGCGCACGGCUUCCUUCACGGUGGAAAUUGAAGAGUCCGUCCGUGGCCAUAUUCACCAGGAGCUGACUAGUUGGCUCUUCUUUCGCAAAUUGGCUGCUGAUUGUUCCCGAAGCAACAUCUCCUUGCAUGGAUUCGCGCGAGUCUGGGAGCGCUCGGCGGCAGAGUGCUUGGCUGACUUCAAGUGGCUAGAGAAAUACCUUGUGUCACGUGGAGGACGCUCGAAGCCUACAGCAAUCGAAGCUACCAAGUUUGAGUGGCCUGAUAACCCGGUUGAGCCUGUUGGUCCCUGUAAGGAAGCACUCUUCGUGGAGAAGAGUCUGUUAGAGGAUCUACAACGGCUUUGCUCGUUGGCAGACAAAUCAGGAGACAUUGCAUUGAGAGACGCCAUUCAAAACAGAUUUAUGCGCAAGGAAACGAGGCACGUUAAAGAUCUCGCAGACCUCCUGCAGCAGGUAGUCCGAGUCUCCAAGCAGCCUGGUCUUGGUCUCUACCUCCUGGACCAGGAACUACGUCAUACUGACGGGAUUGUUCCAUGGGACAGCGUCGAUGAACCUUCCCAACAGCACGCUGGCACACCGGAGAUUUAG
Messenger RNA from Penicillium arizonense, 651 nucleotides. RefSeq lists its product as uncharacterized. Gene Ontology annotation, molecular function: ferrous iron binding; ferric iron binding. NCBI's taxonomy places the organism in Eukaryota, Fungi, Ascomycota, Eurotiomycetes, Eurotiales, Aspergillaceae. Gene Ontology annotation, biological process: intracellular iron ion homeostasis; iron ion transport. The transcript is spliced from 3 exons. Gene Ontology annotation, cellular component: cytoplasm. The record is from RefSeq and is a predicted model, not a curated record. Bases 1 to 651 code for a protein of 216 amino acids.